Messenger RNA from Mytilus trossulus (common blue mussel), 4342 nucleotides. RefSeq lists its product as uncharacterized. Lineage: Eukaryota; Metazoa; Mollusca; Bivalvia; Mytilida; Mytilidae. The record is from RefSeq and is a predicted model, not a curated record. The coding region runs from base 193 to 3501 and encodes 1102 amino acids. The transcript has 14 exons.
UGAAAGAUAAUUGUUUUACUAUCCAAUUUUGAAAAGAAAAUGAUUUGGAAAUAAAUAAAUUAAUUUGCUAAAAUUUAAAGAAAUUUGUAUUGUAAACAGUGUAUUGGUUGCUAAUGGAAGCUUCAAAUUAUCUCCCCUUUCGUGACUCUCCAGUGUAGAAAUACAAUUACCCUACAGUUGUAUAGUAACAAUAUGGCUGAGGAAGUAGACAUCUCAGAGCAGACUACACAUUUAUGCAGCCUUUCUCACUUUUCUAAGACUCCAUGUUCACAUGUUUCAACCACAGAAAAUGCUUCAAAGUUAAUUUAUUUGAAAGAAUGUAAGAAGUCAGUAUCAAAUCACUUACGUUCAUUGAACAUUUCAUACGAUGAGAACAUUUUGACAGAAGGUCUUCUUAUAUGCUUACGUGUUGGUAUAUUUCGUUUAAUGCCACAUUUCACUGUUUGCCCUUAUCAUCGGUCAUCUUUGGGGUUGAAUUGGAAGAGGAAAACAUCAUGUGUAUUUCCUGGCCAUACUGGAAAGAGUAAAGGGGAUAGACCGAUAUCAUACAGGACCAGCUACGCUCUGAUUUCCCAGGGAGGAACAUUCUUGCCAAUAGGAUCAGCUAUCUGUAAAGUCUGCAAAACAAAAACAUGUAACAUCCUAGAAUCAUUUCCUGAUAUGAUGGACAUUAUUCCUGGUGAUGAGAAUUCAGGAGAAAUAAAAAUAAAUGAUCAGAUGGACAUUUAUCCUUGUGACAUGGAUUCUGAUGGUCAUUAUUUAGAGCAUAAGUUUUCAGUAGUUGAACAGAACCAGACAAGAUAUAAGUGCAUGCAGUCAGAAGAUACGACAGCUAAGGAAGAAAAUGACAUGAUAAGUGAAGAUGAAGCAUCUAUAUGGAUUUCACAGUCUGAUUCAGAAAAUUAUACGGUUUCUCUACCAUCAUCUCAGAUAUCAUCAUGGAGUGCAGAAAAUGACAUACAAAGAAACACAUUAGAGGAAAUAAACAGUGCACUGAACAUUAUUGGUGGGGGAAAAAUCAGUCCAAUUACAUACCAAAUAAGGAAGGAUGUUAACGAACUCAAACCAAGAACAGUGCGCAGCCUGAAGAGAAAAGCAUCUGCUACUGUUCAUGAAGCUCUUGACUGUCUUGCACCAUUUCAAGCAAAAAAAGUUUGGCAACUCAUAGAUAUGGACAUGUGUUCAACACCAUCACCUAAAGUAGAUGAGCUGGUUGUUCAACUCUUCAAAGAAUCAACUGACAAGUGUACCAAAAAGCAGUUUCUGUCAAUGAUCUCAUUAAAUUACACAAAGCAGCAGCUGAGAGACAUAUUUCCUGGCAUUAGCAUAUAUGAGAUUGACCAAGCCAGAAUACAUGCAAAGACUUGUGGAAAAGGUGUUCCACCUCCAAUUAAAGAAAAAUGUGUUCGCCAAAAAAUGAAUAAAGAUAAGCUUGAUCAUGCACUAGAUUUCUUCCUGAAUCCUUCAUUUCAUCAGGUAACUUCAGUUGGCACUAAGCAGAUGCAUUUACGAAAUGGAGAAGUCAUCACCAUCCCACAGGUUGUAAGGACAGCAUGUCACUCAACACUAGUGACAAUUUACCAAUCAUUCUGCCAAGAAACAGAUUUCUCACCUUUGUCCAGAGCCACUCUUUUCAAAAUUUUGGCUGCAUGUCCUGCAUCAAAAAGAACUAAUCUAAAAGGACUGGAUAAUGUUGCAGCAGAUGGUGCUUUGGGAUUUGAGACUCUAUUAUCAACUCUGUCAAGCAUUGAAAGAUAUGUGUCAGAUAAUGACAAGCUAAUACAAGUUAAGGAAUGCAGAGAAAACCUGUUAGCAGCAAAGCUUUACUUGAAAACAGAUUUCAAGGCUCACAUUAAGCAAAAGGAUAGAUGUGCUGAUCACUGCAUUAGUUUUGCCCUUUCUGAUCCUAUGGAUCAGAAACAUCAGCAGCUGUGCAGUGAUCACAUUCAUGACACAAGCUGUGACAGGUGUGAUUUAUUUACCAACACUGUUCUGGAGGUCAAAAGCCAGAUCCGUAAUUUAGGAGAUGAACUUCCACCAGAUUUACUAUCUGACAUAUAUGGUGACAUUGAAUCAGCCUGUGAAAGAAUAACAGAUUGGAAAAGACACAUUGUAAGAACCAUCAACCAAGACAAAGGCCGCAGUGAUCUUUUGAAGAGCCUUUCACCAGAACAAGCAGUCAUUGUCAUGGACUGGGCCAUGAAAUUCUUACCCAUGUCUUUUAGGGAAAAACAAAGUGACUGGUUUGGACAGAAAGGUGUCAACUGGCAUGUCUCUGUUUGUAUUUAUAAGUCAGAGAAUGAAGAGUUGAAGCACAGAACUUUUGCACAUUGUGUAGAAGCAACCAAACAGGACUGGUAUACUGUGUCUGCACUUUUGGAGCAUACUUUGCAGACCAUCAAGAGCCAGUUGCCAAAUAUCAAAACUGUCUUCUUACGCAGUGACAAUGCUGGCUGUUACCAUUGUGGUAACCUUUGGUUCUCCAUUCCUUUUAUUAGUGAAAGGACAGGAGUUUAUAUAAAAAGAUAUGACUUCAGCGAAGCUCAAAGCGGAAAGUCAUACUGUGAUGCAAAAAUUGCACACAUGCGAGGGAAAAUCAGACAGUGCGUUUCAAAUGGAAAAAAUGUAGUUUGUGCUUCAGAUAUGAAGUCUGCAAUAGAUGACUAUGGGGGAGUUUCUGGAUGCCAAGCAGCUCAUGUGGAAAUCACAAAUACUUUGGAUGAUCAUAGAGCAACUGGUCUUAUUAAAGGAAUCUCCAAAAUAUCCAAUAUAGAGUUUCAGGAAAAUAUGCAAAUAACUAUGUGGAAAGCAUAUGGUAUUGGCCAAGGGAGAAAUAUAUCUGUUCAGGGACAAAUGAAUAGUCAAGAUGAAAGGUCAUUGAAAGUGAUAGCUGAUUUUAAACCUCCAAUGAAGGUGGAAGGAUCCAUAAAGCAGAGUUCUGCAGGUGAUGGUUUCAGUUGUCAAGAAGGUUGUGUUCAGACCUUUACCUCAUUUAUGGAUAUGCAUAUGCAUUGUUUGAUUGGUGAUCACAACUAUGAUCUACAACAAAUGUCAACUUAUGACAAGAUUAAGCUCAGAUGGUAUGAUGCUUGUAUAAACUUGUCUGAAAUAUUGAAUUUUAAUCGAACUGAUGCUUCUCAACCAAAUAUCUCACAAGAUAUAGCCAAAGAACAACAAGGUUGGGCCUUAAAAAAAGAAAGGAAGCAUGUGAGAUUUUCAGACAAAGUUAAAUUAUAUCUAAAGUCAAUAUUUGAAGAUGGUGAAAAGAGUGGGAACAAGAUGAAUGCUGGCACUGUAGCAAGAAAUAUGAGAGUUGCACUAGAGAAUGGUACCAAAAAGUUUUGCAACAGUGAAUACUUAAAUGCUAGUCAAAUCACAUCUUACUUUUCACGGUUAACUGCAGAGAAAAAAAUGCCAUCAAAGUCUUCAGAGGAUAUUGACAGUGCGGUAGCUCUUAUCGAGAGGUUUGAAGCCAUAGAAGAAAUAACAGCUUUAAUCUAACAAUGAUUUUUUUAACAGUACUGUGUAAUUUGUGUUAGUUGUGUCAUUUAUACUGAACACACUUCUUUUUUUAAGUUAACCAUUGUUUUUAACACAUUGUUUUUAUAAGAACAUAAUUAUAAAAUGAUAUAGCUAAAUUCAUUUUUGAAUACAAUAAGUUGACAACAAAUUUUGUCAUUGUAAACCAUAUAAUUAUUUAUACUGCAAGCCUUUUAUUUGAGCAGUCAAAAUGCAUUGGCAGUAUAUUUUUGUGUGAUAUACUGUCACUGACAAUGUGUUUCCAUAGAGUUUUAUUGAUGAAGUCAUUAAGUAAUACAGGUUCACGGAAUCUUGACGUCAUCCGCUUCAAAUUCAAAAUAUUGGUUUUUACCCAAAAUAUUUCUUUUGUAAGAAAUUUAAGAGUUGCAGUAUAUAGAGAAUAACCAUACAUUGUCUUACGAUAUAAAUUAUAUUUUUACUCAGCUCGAAACAGGAUAGAAAUGCUCAGGAAAGCCUUGAUUUCUUCCUGUUUCUAAUCCUUGUACCAAUAAAUUUUAUAUUUUUAGACAAGGUAUGGUUAUUCUAUAUAUAUAUAUAUAUAUAGGGUUAGCAAUAUUAUUCUCAUUUACAAUCCUUUAUUAUGCACAUGCAGAAAAACCGGAAAACUAAUAUUAAAUUAAUUUAGACAUAUAAGGAUAAAAUGUGCAAAAUUACAGUAAAGAUAGUGACAACAAGUGUGGUCAGAGCUAGUGAUUACUUUUUACAGUCUAUACAAUGUCCUUGUAAAUUCAGUUCUUGUUUAUAGAGAAUUAAAGUUAUUGUGACUGCAUGUAUGUAUAAGUAAAUAAAGUACUGAAAAUAU